AUGUACCUGCCUUUAGAACUCAUCCGCUUGAUAGUCCAGUUUAUCCUCGCUCAGCCCCGUACGAGCUCCCAAGAUGGUGGCAAUAACGAUAAACCUGAAUGGGCAUCGAUACAUUCAUUCUCCUUGGUAUCAAAAACAUACCGAGAUGUAGCACUCGAGGCGUGGUUCUCAAAGCUUUACACUAAGGUUUACGAGGAUACCUUUCCAGAUGGACAUCUGCUACCUGAAAUCUUCUCGAAAUGGACGAGCGAACUGCACUGUGUUCAGUUGCCGCCGACUCUCGCAAAUCCCAUACAAGACUGGUACAUCGACGGAUUCACUCGGCUGAGGAAGAUACGGCUGGAUUGGUUGUCAAUUAAAUAUACACCAUACUGUCCUUUAUCUGGCAGCCAGGAUAACGACCAAUGGAACGUGGAAUUACGGUUUUCCCGCGCAAAAGCUUCGGGGAUAACGGAAUUAGAUCUCAGAGACGUCUUGUGGCCUUCUCCUGUGCUCCUCCGUGGUAUCUCCAGGAGUUUUCCAGCGUUACGCGUACUCCGACUGCGUCAGUUGCAGACAUGGUGUGGACUAUGCAAUACCUGCUGCAUCGCCCGAUUCAAAGAACCCUGUCCAACCAAGAUAGUGUACGAAAAUGGUCUGGGGCUUCCAGGACAUAACCCAAAGGCUCUGUCUUGCCUAGAACAACUCGAAUACGUGUAUCUUAAUAUAGGCGUUCUUUCCUCGGGCACCACCAUUUUAGCUGACGGCAACAAAAACGAGAACACGUGGACCGGCGAAUGCGAUUCCUGUAUGGCAUCGAUGUAUUCAGACGAGGAGUUUCGACGGAGGUGGGUUGAGAAGAAGAAAAGUAUCCCCAGAGAAGAAAGGCCACCUUCACUAAAAAAAGUCGAAUGGAGUUUUUGGACCGCGUCGCCCGAAGACGAUGACUCAGAGUACUUGGAAGAAGAAAGCGAUUCCUCUGAAGAAGGUAGUGAAUUGGACGAUUAGAAGGAAGCAAAGUGUUUUAUUCUCAGCGUGGCUCCUAAACAGAAACAUGAGGAGCAUUCUUCCACGAUAAGGGUGGGUGGUAGAAUGUGAGACUCAGCUCAACUCACUAAGCAACAAAAAGGUGAGGUUACGUUCAUGCAAAUGCGACUGGUGACUACUCACGAGUUGUACAGGUAUAUAUACUUACUAAAAAAAAUACCCUGGAAACUGAUAUCGAAUGCAAGUGAUCUCACGAGAAUUCAAGCGGUUGCCGAGCUGUCGUAACAGAUCCUCGUCAUGUGAAGCUCAAAACACAAGCCAGUGAUCGACAUGUCGUCCAAG
Guyanagaster necrorhizus is the source of this 1308-nucleotide messenger RNA. RefSeq lists its product as uncharacterized. The coding region runs from base 1 to 987 and encodes 328 amino acids. The transcript is spliced from 3 exons. NCBI's taxonomy places the organism in Eukaryota, Fungi, Basidiomycota, Agaricomycetes, Agaricales, Physalacriaceae. The record is from RefSeq and is a predicted model, not a curated record.